CGGCGGUGGCUGGCGGGCCCGGACCCUCCCCACGGCAGGGCCCGGGGCGCGGGCAGCAGGCGCCAUGGCAUCGCUCAGCUCAGCCUCCACCUUCCGAGCCGAGCUCCUCAGCGCCUACGGGCAGGGCCACGGCGAGCCCCGCUUCGAGGGCGACCGGCGGCAUGCAGCCUUUGGGGCACAGGAGGCAUUUGGGUACCCAGAGUCCCCAGGUGCCAUGUACCCCUGCAGCCUGGGCACCUGGGUGCGUGCCCAGGGUGACACCUACCAAGUGGUGGCCGACGUCAGCCAGUUUGAGCCCCCUGACAUUGUGGUGACCACCUCCAACUGCCAUGUCGCCAUCCAGGCAGAAAAGGUGGCUGAGGAUGGCACGGUGUGCGACACCUUCACCCACAAGUGCCAGCUGCCCGAAGACACGGACCCGCUGUCGGUGAGCUGCGCGCUGACCGAGGCUGGCACGCUGGUCAUCACCGUGCGGCGCCGCGCCAGCGCCGGGCAGCGCCCGCAGCCGCUGCACCGCAGCGAGGCCGCGCUGUGAGCGGCUCUGC
Passer domesticus (house sparrow) is the source of this 545-nucleotide messenger RNA. Its product is annotated as heat shock protein beta-7-like. NCBI's taxonomy places the organism in Eukaryota, Metazoa, Chordata, Aves, Passeriformes, Passeridae. The record is from RefSeq and is a predicted model, not a curated record. The transcript is spliced from 3 exons. Gene Ontology annotation, cellular component: cytoplasm; nucleus. The coding region runs from base 65 to 535 and encodes 156 amino acids.